UCUAAUCAGUGUUUUAACACCUGCUCUUUACAUCCUGCUCUUCCUAAUUAAACCGAACCUGUUCAUACAUUUAAAGGAGUGAUACUGGAUUGGUGUGGAGCGUCGACUCAUCCUGCAUCUACACAUAUUCAUCCCUCCAAACCUCAGUAAUGUUUCUCAUUUUGGGAAUUCAGGAACAAGCCGGUUUGGAGACAAUGAGCUCAGAGUGAAGGAGCUGUGUUACAUACACUAAUGAAACAAGAGCACAGAGAGUAUAAAACACAGACACGAGCAAGGAUGAGACUCAUCACUGAGAGCCUGGACCACUGAACAACUGAAGAAGAAGAAGAAGAAGAAGAAGCAGAAGAAGAAGAAGAAGAAGAAUGAAGAGGAUGGCUCGAUGCUGUAACUGCAGCAGACUGUACCUGACAGUGACGGUGAUGAUGUGUGUCCUCAUCUUCACUGAGGGAGUCAGUCUGAACGACCUGCUGGACCGAGCAUCACAACUCUCUGACAAACUGCAUUCACUCAGCACCUCGCUCACCAAUGACCUGGACUCUCACUUCCCCUCAGUAGGAGGAAAGCUGAUGAAGCCGUCCAUGUGCCACACCUCGUCCCUACAGAUCCCCAAUGAUAAAGAUCAAGCCCUCAUUAUACCGGAGAACGAGCUCCUGUCUCUGGUUCGCUCUCUGCUCAUGGCCUGGUCAGAUCCUCUCGCUCUGCUGUCAUCAGAGGCCACCAAUCUGCCCCACCCUGAGCGCAGCUCCAUCAACACCAAAACCAGAGAGCUGCAGGACCACACCAACAGCCUGGGGGUCGGCCUCGAGCGCCUCGUCCGCAAGAUGGGUUCAUCCCCCGAGUCUCUGUCCUCUCUACCAUUCAACAGUAAUGACCUGGGGCAGGACAACGUCUCUCGCCUGGUCAACUUCCACUUCCUGCUGUCGUGUUUCCGCAGAGACUCACACAAGAUCGACAGUUUCCUCAAAGUGCUGCGCUGCAGAGCUUCUAAGAUGCUUCCAGAGAUGUGCUGAAGGGGGUCACGUUCUCACGUUCCUCCUCAGAACCUCUCUGAAUGCAGCAGUCAGAAAUGUUAUAGAUGCUGAAUGUUCCUUUUAAA
This is a messenger RNA of Tachysurus vachellii, 1096 nucleotides long. RefSeq names its product prolactin (gene prl). Gene Ontology annotation, biological process: positive regulation of cell population proliferation; response to nutrient levels; positive regulation of receptor signaling pathway via JAK-STAT. The record is from RefSeq and is a predicted model, not a curated record. Bases 363 to 1010 code for a protein of 215 amino acids. Gene Ontology annotation, molecular function: hormone activity. The transcript has 5 exons. Gene Ontology annotation, cellular component: extracellular region. Lineage: Eukaryota; Metazoa; Chordata; Actinopteri; Siluriformes; Bagridae.